Molecule: messenger RNA, 819 nt
Organism: Nelumbo nucifera (sacred lotus)
Lineage: Eukaryota; Viridiplantae; Streptophyta; Magnoliopsida; Proteales; Nelumbonaceae
Source: RefSeq, a predicted model, not a curated record
AUGCCAGUCAAAGACAAAAUUGGAGUUCCUCGAGAGGGCCUAGAAAUCGGGGAGGAGAAAUACAAGAAGUGGCCUAAGAAGUUGAAGAAGAAUCCCCAAAGGGUGAACCCAAAGAAGUACUACAAAUUUCAUCGAGGUACUAGCCACGACACCAAGGACUGCUUCGAUCUCAAGAAUGAGAUAGAGUCCUUCAUACAUCGAGGCCACCUCAAGCAGUACGUCGGGGGUGAGCCUAGCGCCUCGUCCUCUCAACAGCAACCGCAGCAGCAUCAGCAAGUAGCCAGCAUCAAAGAUGGAAGCACGGCCUUGGGUGGAGCCUCGGUCGUUGCUCGCAAGGCCUAUGCCAGGCAGUUAAACAUCCAGGGGCCGACCCCCAAGAAGCAGAAGCAAAAAGCGACCCUCUCCUUCACGAGCGAGGAUUUGAAGGGGUUUGCAGUCCCCCACGAGGACGCUUUGGUGAUUUCAGCCAUCAUUGCAAAGUUCGUAGAUAAGAGGAUUCUCGUUGAUAGCGGCUCCUCGGCUGACAUCCUCUUCUAUGAAGCUUUCGAGAAGAUGAGGAUAGCACCAGAGCGCCUUCAGGCAGCAGAUGUUCCACUAGUUGGCUUCUCCAACAACGUUGUCAGACUAGAGGGCAAGAUCACCCCACCCCUCACAGUAGGGAUGAAGCCUAAGCAAGCGACAAGGAUGACAAAGUUCCUGGUUGUGAGGAUUGGCUCACCCUACAAUGCAAUCACGGGAAGACCAACUCUUUACUUGCUCCAGGCGGCCAUCUCCUCCUACCACCUUGCUCUCAUGUUCCCCACCAAGCAUAGCGUCUGA